This is a messenger RNA of Suillus paluster, 648 nucleotides long. RefSeq lists its product as uncharacterized. The coding region runs from base 1 to 648 and encodes 215 amino acids. NCBI's taxonomy places the organism in Eukaryota, Fungi, Basidiomycota, Agaricomycetes, Boletales, Suillaceae. The record is from RefSeq and is a predicted model, not a curated record. The transcript is spliced from 6 exons.
AUGGACACGCAAGCAGCUUCAUGUGAGCAAGGGUAUUUUCAACAAACGCUGUGCGAAUCCCUGGAACACAUUUGUGAGACAAGAGCUGAACAAGUACAACAAAGUAAAAGGACGUGGGGUGGGGGAUCGUUUAAAAUUGCCCAGGCACUACAGAAAGAUAUCAAUGGCUUCGAAGGGCUCUACCUUGUUGUUCAUGGUGACGUUGAGCAGUAUCAUGAACCGAAGCUCUUUUACACACCAAAGGUCGCCUCAUUCAUCAAAGGUGUGCUUGGCAUGGAGCCAAAGUGUCUCACACUGGAACUUGACUCUUGGGUCGUUGGAGAUUUUGAAAAUUAUGGUGUUGCUCUCCAAAACCACCUGCUUGCUGCUGUGCAAAAUCCUGGGGAGAUUGGCCACUGUGAAGAUCUAAUUAAGAUGCUCAACAGCCUUGUGAACUCAAGUUGUUUGUGGGUGACACUCACCAAAGAUGAGAUAGCGGAGCACAAGAAUGAAAACCAGGAGUGUGAGGCUCAUGGCGACGCUAAGAGUGCGGAGUGGGUGGAGGAUGAGGAUGAGGAUGAGGAGGACGAGGAUGAAGAUGAGAAUGAAGACGAGGACAAGAUGGGUGGGGAUGGAGCUGACGUCACGAGUGAGGGGGCCGCUGUCUAG